AUGACCAAAUUUCUAUUAUUUUUUAUAAUAUUUAUACCACUGAUAUUUGCCAACUCGUCGAUUUUACAACGAUACGAACAACGUCUGAAUUCAGCAUUGAGUAAAACUGGGAAAACCGUGAAGCGAUAUAAAUGUGUGGAAGAAUAUGUGACUUAUGAUAAAUUUGGGAAAACUGUGGAAGCGAAGAGAGGAGCUCAAUUUACGUCGACGGUUAUGCCGGAGGUAAGUUUACUUCUAGAGAGGAGAUUUUUAAUUUUUAAUUCGUAACCAUUUUUAGUACUAAACAAAAUUUGAAUUAUGCGUCAUGUUCAGAAAAACAGAAAAUUCAAAAAUAAUAUAAUCUUUUGUGAAAUUCAGAGUUCAAAAAAUUGAUUUUUCUCAUUUGAAACAACGUAUUUUUCAGAUUCAACGUGAAAUCCGACGUAAACCCGCCAGAAAAGUGACAAUUGCAAUGAAUGACGCGGCUGUCAGCACCACAUCUACAAGCACAACUACAUCAAUCCCAAUCCCAUCUACCAUAUCUUCUUCACCAACAAAACACUCAUUUGACAGUCUAAACGAGGAAGAAACUGAUAAAUUGAUUGAAGAAAUGUAUUUGAAGAAAAAAGGAAGUCAUGAGAACCCGACAACCACUUCGAUUCCAAUUGCAACAACAACUGAAACUGUACUUCCAACAAAAGCUCAGAUCUAUUCUACUGAUAUGAACUCAGUGGAUUCGAUUUUGCCGCCAGUCUCGGCUCCAAGAUACAAUCCGAAUCCAAGAAAAACAUCGGAGGAAUUUAUCCCAUUUUAUCCACGUCGUAGAUCUCAUCGUCAAGAAUAUGAUGAUGACGAUCUGGAUAAUCUAGAUUACGAAGAUUUCGAGUAUUUCCAACCAUUUCGAAGAGGAUUUAGAAGGCAUGAACAUCGAAACUCAAAUGUUAAAGUGACACGAGAUUUGUCACCGUUGAAAGCACAUAGAAGAUUGAGACAUCAGGUUCCGUAUCGAAGAUAUUUACCAAAAGCUCCUCCAUCAGGUCCGCCGGUUUAUAAUAAACCCGUGGCACUUCCAGUUGAGCCAAAAGCGGCAGUAGAACCAGUGAAAAUGAAACCGAUUGAGCAAUCAAAUCCGCAGGUAAGAAAUUGAUUUUAAAAAAUGCAUGCAAACUUCUUGCAAACAAUUUAUUCUAAAAUUUUCAGGAAAUGCAAACAGCCAAUGAAGAAAGCUGUUCGAAAAUCGCAAAACUCGCUAAAAACUUCGGCAUCAAAGAUGUCUCAAGCUGGUCGCGAAGUAAUUGCGCAUUUUUGCAAAUGUACGCGCCAACCGCGAGUUGCGAUUUGAUUUAUCAUUUCAUCGACUCAUGCAAGUUGCAAAAAAUGUUCUAA
Molecule: messenger RNA, 1365 nt
Organism: Caenorhabditis angaria
Lineage: Eukaryota; Metazoa; Nematoda; Chromadorea; Rhabditida; Rhabditidae
Source: the annotation of a GenBank genome assembly